Messenger RNA from Penicillium riverlandense, 489 nucleotides. Its product is annotated as alkaline-phosphatase-like protein. The record is from RefSeq and is a predicted model, not a curated record. Lineage: Eukaryota; Fungi; Ascomycota; Eurotiomycetes; Eurotiales; Aspergillaceae. The transcript has a single exon. Bases 1 to 489 code for a protein of 162 amino acids.
AUGGUCGCCAGUUGCUGCAUGGUUGAAUUUGGAUAUGAUGGCACCGUCUUCUCUUCCAUCCACGUGCUGCCCACUUGGGUCGACUAUUUCAACAACCCGAAUCCAAUUCUCGUCGGCGCCAUCAAUACCGCUAUAGCGUGUAUGCGAUCGUCUUCGGUUUUUUUAUCAGCCCGACAGGCGGCAUUGCGGAAAGGCCCGUGGAAGCUGAAUUUCGUUAACAAGCCAUUUGGACCAGAAGCGUGGAAGCUCUACAAUGUGCUUGAAGACCCCGGUGAAGUGCACGACUUGAAAGAAGAGCGUAAUGAUAAGUUGGAGGAACUCCUGGCGCAUUGGCACGAUUAUGCCCGCGAGACUGGAGUGGUAGGCUUCAAGCCAGAGUUUGCCAGCUUGAUGGCGCAGCUCCCCGACGAGAUGGAGAAUCCUGUUAAUUGGAUGAAGUUUGAGACCAGUCGGAGCGUUAUGACAAGGAUUAUAGAAGGUUUUACAUAA